AUACCGUCGCAUCCCUACCGGGAGCCAACCUGCAUCUCUGAGUUAAACGGGCAUCACUGCCUGAAGGCUGAACGCAAUCAUUAUCGGAUAUUAUUAAAGUAAUCGGAGAAAUAUAACGGAUUCAUGAUAAAGUGCGCAUAAAAGGAGAUGGCAUUGUUCCGGGCAUUGCCCGUCGGAAUCGGCGCGACGUCGAAGAUUAUCUCACGGAGUGUUCCGACCGUGUUUUAUCACGCAAACGUAAUAGAUCACUACGAAAAUCCGAGAAAUGUUGGUUCCUUGGAUAAGAAUGAUGAACAAGUUGGGACAGGUCUUGUAGGAGCACCGGCUUGUGGUGAUGUGAUGAAACUUCAGAUCAAGGUCGAUAAAGAUGGCAAGAUAAUUGAUGCAAAAUUCAAGACUUUUGGUUGUGGUUCAGCUAUUGCUUCAAGUUCUUUAGCAACGGAAUGGGUUAAAGGAAAAACUGUGGACGAAGCAUUGGCAUUGAAAAAUACUGAUAUUGCAAAAGAGCUUUGCCUUCCACCUGUCAAGCUACACUGUUCGAUGCUUGCCGAGGACGCAAUUAAGGCUGCUCUGUCAGAUUACCGCAUCAAACAACAGUCAAAGACUAAAGAGACGAAGUAACGAGACUCGAAUCUAUAUAAUAGUUGCUUUCCAUUUACACAAGUGAAACUGAGUCUGAAGUGAGCUGAGUAUUUUAUACUCAGAUUAAUGAUGUCAUUAUUUGCUUACUUUGGUAAAAAGUUAUCACAUGACAACACAGGUUUUCAUAACUUUACAUUUAAAGUGAGUUUACGAGACUCAUUAAUGCACACGGUCUCGAUCUUAUGCAGAUUAUAGGCAAAAACUCAGUUAAGUCUCACUUGUCAAAAUGCAACAGGAACGCGCAUUCAACUGAGUUAUGACGUCACAAGUGAGAAUUAUCAGAGAAUCGGUGUAAAUAGAAAGCAACUAAUAUAUAUGUAUAACUCGUAAAACUCGUGCUUUGUGAACACGCGCGUAUUUUUUAGUCUUUCUCCGUAAUGAUGAACGGAAAAAUAUAAUAUUGUGAUAACAGCAU
Messenger RNA from Trachymyrmex cornetzi, 1057 nucleotides. It is a transcript of the gene IscU, whose product is annotated as Iron-sulfur cluster assembly enzyme. Gene Ontology annotation, molecular function: iron-sulfur cluster binding; iron ion binding. Lineage: Eukaryota; Metazoa; Arthropoda; Insecta; Hymenoptera; Formicidae. Bases 148 to 621 code for a protein of 157 amino acids. The transcript has 4 exons. Gene Ontology annotation, biological process: iron-sulfur cluster assembly. The record is from RefSeq and is a predicted model, not a curated record.